Molecule: messenger RNA, 4176 nt
Organism: Pleuronectes platessa (European plaice)
Lineage: Eukaryota; Metazoa; Chordata; Actinopteri; Pleuronectiformes; Pleuronectidae
Gene: tbc1d32
Product: TBC1 domain family, member 32
Exons: 34
Coding region: 111-3992 (1293 amino acids)
Biological process (GO): non-motile cilium assembly
Source: RefSeq, a predicted model, not a curated record
CUGGGCUGUUGCCAUAGAGACGCGGCUGACAGGAUGCUAGCUUGAUGGACGUCUUCUUCAUAAUGUCACAAUAAUAAUAAUGAUGUGACUCGACGCGAGCAGCUGUCGGGAUGUCUCAGUUGUCCGCUGAAGAGGAGCUGGAGCUGCAGUCUCUGCUCAAGCAGCUCCUGAUCAGCGUCAACGAAAAGAUCUCUGGAGCGCCCUCGACCGAAUGCGCUGAGGAGAUCCUCCUCCACCUGGAGGAGACCGACAAGAACUUCCACAAUUAUGAGUUUGUCAAGUACCUCCGUCAGUAUGUGGAAAGCUCUCUGGGGACAGUGGUGGAGGAGGAGACCAAGAGCUUGACCAGAGGAGAGGGACAACAUGCAAUCGGCUCAGGGCACGACACCCUGAUCCACGCCAUCACCCGCAGGACCAGGGACUCAGCUGAGUACCAGCAGAUGAUGCAGCCCUUAAAAAACACCAUGAUCAUCAUCGUUGAGUCUCUGAUCAACAAGUUUGAGGAGGACCAGAUGAGGAAGGAGGAGAUGCACAGAGAGAGGCAGCACAGUCAGUCAAACAGCCAAUACCAUGACAACUGCUCCGAUAGCGACUCCUCCUUCAACCAGAGUUAUGCAUUCAUCAGACAAGAGCAGCUGCAGGUCUUGGCUGAGAAACUCGACUCCAGCCAACCCAAAGAGGUGCGCUGGCAGGCUCUUCAGGUCCUGUGCUGUGCCCCCCCCUCUGACGUGCUGAGCUGUGAGAGCUGGAGCAGCCUGCGCAGGAAGCUCUGUGCGGCUCUGACUGAGCCCGACCCAGAUCUCAGUGAUAACGUGCUGCAGUUCUUUGCUAAAAGCUUCUCCUCCUCUCCACUGAAUGUGACUCGUGAGAUCUACACCAGUCUGGCUAAAAGUGUGGAGGCGAGUUUUGAGUCUCAAAAGCUGAGUUUCCCAACGGGCUCAGCCGACCUGGACAUCAACAGACCUGAAGUCAGUCGUCUUCUCAAACAGAUUCGAUUGAUGAAUGACUUUCAAAAGGAGGUGACGACUUUUUGGAUCCGUCAUCCAGAGAAGUAUAUGGAGGAAAUUAUAGAGAGCACUUUCUCCCUGUUGUCCCUCCAUCAUGAACAUGGGACAGAGAAAGUUCUGGAACCAAUUCAUCUACUGGCUUUACUGGAUAUCAAAGCUACCUGGUUUAAUAAGUGGAUGCAUGGCUACUACAGCAGGACGGUGGUUCUCAGACUCCUGGAGAGAAAAUACAAAUCUCUGAUUGUCGCAGCUCUUCAGCGAUGCAUCCAUUACAGUGAAUCCUGCUUCGCCAAUGACACAACUGAUCCCCAAUCAGCAGAGCAGCAGAGCAAUGUCCAAAGGAGCGUUUAUUCGGGAGAGGAGCUGGAAUACGCCGUCUUCGUCCACUCCCUGUGUUUCCUGGGAAAACUCCUCAUCUACACCAAUGGAAGAAGUCUCUUCCCGGUCAAAGUGAAGAAGCGCAAAGACCCCGUCAGCCUGAUAGAGCUCGUCGUCAUCCUGAUUCACAUCAUGUACCAACACCCCGAGCCUCCUCUCAGUGACUCCUCAAAAACAGACUCCCUGUGGCCCGGCGGCCUGGUGAUGGACGUGCUGUGGACGGUGUGUGAGAGGACAGAGUGUGCUGCAGAGUGUCUCUACCAGCCGGCUGUCAUAGAGACACUACUGGCUCCUGUCAUAGCUCUGCUCAACGGACAGCAGUGCAAACUAAAGUCUCCUGCAGCAACACUGACGCUCAUCGCUGACAUUCUGGCUCGCAUCGCAAACACCGACAGAGGAUUAGCUCUCUUCUUACACGAGAAGAACCUGCUGGUGGCGCACAGCGAGAGAACCAGUGCCGCUCUUGUCGUUGUGCAGUUCACCCUGAGGCUGCUGAAUAAGGAUGUGUCAUCGCUAAGUGAAUGUGAUGCAUCCCAUGCAUUGUGUGGAGCUUUUAUCUUUGUGUGUAGGCAGAUAUACAACACCUGUGAGGGUCUGCAGGUCCUGCGACCUCACGGCCUGCACACGGCUGUGGCCGCUGCAUGGAAAAAGACAAGAACCUCGUCAGAGAGGGAACCGACCCCGGAACCGGAGGCUGGAGCCUCCACCCAGGACCUGCAGAACAUACUCAUGUGGGAGGAGACCCUGUUGGACAGCCUGCUGAAUUUCACUGCGACUCCCAAAGGCCUGCUGCUGCUCCAGCAGACGGGGGCCAUCAAUGAAUGUGUCUCCCACAUGUUCUCUCGCUUUACUAAAAAACUACAGGUGAGCCGCUGUGAGAAGUUCGGCUAUGGGGUGAUGGUGACGCAGGUGGCAGCAACCGCUCCUGGGGUGGCGGCUCUGCAUCGUUCAGGCUUCGUGCGGGCGCUGGUGCUUGAGCUGUGGUCGGCACUGGAAUGUGGAAGUGAAGACGUGAGGGUGGUGCGUCCCAGACCGACGCCCAUGGACCCCAUCGACAGGAGCUGCGUUAAGUCCUUCCUGGCCUUGGUCAACCUGCUCUCGUCCUCCCAGUCCGUAUGGGAACUGGUGGCUCGACAGCCUCUAGCCAACAAGAGUGAAUACACCCUGAGAGAAAUGCCAACCUCCAUUCCUGAUUUGAUUGACAGGCUGAUUGCUGUGAAUUCAGAAGCAAAGAUUCAUUCGCUGUUCCACUAUGAGCAGUCUCACACGUUUGGCCUGAGACUGCUCAGCGUGCUGUGCUGUAAUCUGGACUCCUUCCUGCUGCUGGAGAGCCAAUACAACAUCUGCUCCAUGCUGCUGCACAGUCAGAGGGACAACAUGACCGAGCCAGACGCCAGCCACGGGGAGUUCAUCAUCGACAGUCUCUCAGUGGAGAGGAAUCACGUGCUGGUCCGUGUCAGUGUGGUCGGGGGUCCCGCUGAGAGGAGGCUUCCUCCCCGAGCUCUGCAAGAGGGUGAUGAUCCUUAUCCCUGGCCCAUGUUCUCAAGCUGCCCUCCACCUCGCUGCUACUCCUCAGACCCACCGAGGAUCCUCCAGCACUCACUGGACUCUGAGAUCGGUGCAUUCCUGGCAUCACCAGUAGAACCAGAGAGUGAGGAGAGCUGGAUGGAGACCUGCCGUCGUCACUACUGCAGAGUCAUGACCUCCGAUCCCAGCAUCGUGACUGGAAAGGUGCUGGCUGACCUUCUGGACAAGGUGGUCGUCCAUCUAUCCAGCUCCGCCACAGAGCGCUUCUUCUCUGCAGCUCAGUACAAAGGAGAGGAGAAGAGUGUGAAGAGCGCGGUGUUAUCGUCCGUGGAGCAGCUGGGGAUCAACACGUGUGUCAGGUACAGCCGACACCUCAAGCUACUGGAGGAUGACGCUGAGCACGACUUGACGCUGCUCAUGAAGAACCUGAAGAUCUUCUUGUCCUCUCAGAGAGUUAAAUCUUCCUCAGAGCUCAUCACUCAGCAGGAUGGUUAUCCGGGCCACGACUGGCUGGCCUCCACGGUGUUCCUCAUCAUGGCUGGAGAUCCGGAGAGAUCUCUGCGUUGGCUGCUCGGCCUCUCCUCUCUGCUCACCUCCGCAUUCAUCUGGCCUGCAGGGAUACACGCAUCUGUGCACGUGGCUGUGGAAGCAGCCGAGUCAGGAAUCCCCCCCGUCUACUGGUGUACGGCUCAUUACGUGGAGAUGCUGCUGAAGGUCGAGGUUCCUCUGGUCCACUCGGCGUUCAGGAUGUCGGGUUUCACUCCCUCACAGAUGUGCCUCCACUGGCUGACGCAGUGUUUCUGGAACUACCUGGACUGGUCAGAGAUCUGCCACUACGUCUCCACCUGUGUGGUGAUGGGUCCCGACUACCAGGUGUAUCUGUGCGUCGCCAUUUUCAAACACCUGCAGCCGGAGAUUCUGCAGCACACACAGUCCCAGGAGCUGCAGAUCUUCCUCAAGGAGGAGCCGAUUCGAGGCUUCAAGUUCAGCAACUACCUGGAGUUCAUGGAGCGACUGGAGAGAAGCUACAGAGACAUCGUCCUCACCGACAUGAAAACUCUCCGAGGCUCUGUAGGGUAGGAACACGUAGAGACACUCUGCACAGAGAGAACUUUGUGUAAAGCUGCGUCUGAACUUCCCUGACGAAGAACCUGUGAGACAGGAAACGCUGAAUAACUCAUCUUAUUGUGAAUCGUGUAAAUGCUUUGUUUUGAAUUCUGUGUUUAGUCUCCUCUACGAUUUAAACAUCUCAAUUUCUACCUAA